Urocitellus parryii (Arctic ground squirrel) is the source of this 1136-nucleotide messenger RNA. RefSeq names its product RAB interacting factor (gene Rabif). Gene Ontology annotation, cellular component: cytosol; membrane. The record is from RefSeq and is a predicted model, not a curated record. NCBI's taxonomy places the organism in Eukaryota, Metazoa, Chordata, Mammalia, Rodentia, Sciuridae. Gene Ontology annotation, biological process: post-Golgi vesicle-mediated transport; small GTPase-mediated signal transduction. Gene Ontology annotation, molecular function: guanyl-nucleotide exchange factor activity; zinc ion binding.
UUACAGCGCGGUGGAAGCGGACGCCUGCGCAGAGGGGGUGAUCGUGCGCUCGCGCCCCGCCUCUGCUGAGCCGCGCCAGCGCAGUCAAGUGCCAGCGAGCAGAAGCAGCGCCUGCGUGGUCGUGGCCAGGGAGGCUGUGGCGGCAGCGGCGAUGGAGCCAGCGGAGCCCCCAAACGAGUUGGUGUCAGCCGAGGGCCGAAACCGGAAGGCGGUGCUGUGCCAACGUUGUGGCUCUCGCGUGCUACAGCCAGGGACCGCUCUCUUCUCCCGUCGACAGCUUUUCCUUCCCUCCAUGAGAAAGAAGCCAGCUCUGGCUGAUGGCAGCAACCCUGAAGGCGAUCUCCUCCAGGAGCACUGGCUGGUGGAUGACAUGUUCAUCUUUGAGAAUGUGGGCUUCACCAAGGAUGUGGGCAACAUCAAGUUUCUGGUCUGCGCAGACUGUGAAAUUGGACCCAUUGGCUGGCAUUGCCUCGAUGACAAGAACAGUUUCUAUGUGGCCUUGGAACGGGUUUCCCAUGAGUAACUUAGGGGAUGGGGACUCAGAUCCACCCGAACUAUAAAAGCUCUCCCCACAAGAACUGGCGUUGGACCUUUGUAACUCCUGUGCUGCCUUCUCUGUACUAAUACAAGCGACGAGCACCAACACCUCCACUGGAGCACGCACAGGGCCAGGCCUCCUUCCUCCGCGCCCCCUGCAUGCCUCGGGCCAGGUCCCCGUGCAUAACGUGUCCUGAUCCCCUUUCCCCUCGUUUUAAGAUACUGUCAUACCUGGCGCUCUGCCGAGGCUGUCUUUUACCCAGGACUUGCUUUUGUUUUUUUCUUGCUCUAGAAGAGCAGUAUUCAACUUUUUAGCCAUGACAUAUGACAAAAGAUGCUCAUGUGCUGAUAGAUGAAACUCCAUCUUUUUCUCAUUCAGGAAAGCAUAUUUGGGGGCUGGGGACAUAGCUUAGUAGGUAGAGUGCUUGCCUCGCAUGCACAAGGCCAGUGGUUCAAUCCCCAGCACCACAAAAAAAAAGAAAAAAGAAAGCUUAUGCAUGCUGGGCACAGAUUACGACUGUAAUCCCAACAUCUCGGGAGGCUGAGGUAGGAGGAUCAAGGGUUCAAAGCCAGCUUCAGCAAUGGUGAGGCACUAAGCA